Molecule: messenger RNA, 2050 nt
Organism: Archocentrus centrarchus (flier cichlid)
Lineage: Eukaryota; Metazoa; Chordata; Actinopteri; Cichliformes; Cichlidae
Gene: cpox
Product: coproporphyrinogen oxidase
Exons: 7
Coding region: 182-1555 (457 amino acids)
Cellular component (GO): cytoplasm
Molecular function (GO): coproporphyrinogen oxidase activity
Source: RefSeq, a predicted model, not a curated record
ACGAAGAACGACAUUUCCCAUGUUACCUUUAUCGCUUUUGACAAACCACGCCCCUUCAACUAAAGCAUGACUGAUAUCACGUAGGUAGGUGAAACUUCCGACACAGUUUUGAGUAGUUAAUGAGAGCAUACUGACAGGCCGUGGCAGGAAACACUGAGAGAGAAUCGGGGUUCUUUUACAGAUGGCUACCAUUCUUUUUUACUCGGUAAACAAAACGGCUCAGACUACGGCGAGACGGUGUUUAGGUUCUCAGUUAAAGGGGCUCGCUAGUGCUGGAGAGUCACUUUCGCCUUUAUCCUCCGCUCACAGUCGCUCAGUGCCGUUGCUUACGGGGACGAGAUGGCUUUCGAGGGGUACCAAAGUGAGGUUCAUGUCCCACGGGACUGCAGGCAGGUCUGCAUCUGGGAAAACCAGGAGGGGAGCACUGGCGCUCGGCGGAGCCGCGGCUGUAACAGCAGCAGCGGCCGUAGCGGGGUUUUUAGCUAACACUGAUCACUUCCAGCGCGCAGAGAUGGCAACAAGGGUCCCCCGAACCGCUAAGGAGACUGAGGAAGAAGGGGACAUCCUGGAGAGAUGCCGGGGGUUCAUGUCUCCGCCGGUGACCGACAUCAAUGUGCUGCAGGAGAGGAAAGAUGAAAUGCGCACGAAGAUGGAGAUGCUGAUCAUGGAGACCCAGGCCGAGUUCUGCAAAGCUCUGGAGAAGGUGGACGGUGGGAAGUUCAAGGUGGACCGGUGGGAUAGGAAGGAAGGUGGUGGAGGCAUCAGUUGUGUGAUGCAGGAUGGAAAGGUGUUUGAGAAGGCAGGUGUCAAUGUGUCAGUGGUGUCUGGGAACCUGACAGAGGAGGCCGCAAAGCAGAUGAGGAGCAGAGGAAAGGUCCUCAAAGGGAAAGAUGGUAAGCUGCCUUUUGUUGCCAUGGGAGUGAGCUCCGUUAUCCAUCCAAAGAACCCCCAUAUUCCCACAGUGCACUUCAACUAUAGAUACUUUGAGGUUGAAGAGGAAGAUGGCUCUAAGCAGUGGUGGUUUGGUGGAGGCACAGACCUGACUCCAGUGUAUAUUGAUAAGGAAGAUGCCUUUCACUUCCACAAAACCCUGAAGGAUGCCUGUGACAAGCACCACCCACAGCACUACCCCGACUUUAAGAAAUGGUGUGAUAGAUACUUCUACGUUCGCCACAGAGGAGAGAGCCGCGGUAUAGGAGGGAUCUUCUUUGACGACCUGGACUCCCCGAAUCAGGAGGAGGUGUUCAGCUUCGUCAAGAGUUGCGCCCGCACUGUGGUGCCCUGCUACCUGCCCAUUGUAUACAAACAUCUCAAUGAUUCCUUUACUGAUGAGGAGAAGGACUGGCAGCAGGUGCGACGAGGCAGAUAUGUGGAGUUCAAUCUGGUGUAUGACAGGGGAGUGAAGUUCGGGCUGGCCACCCCUGGCUCAAGAAUCGAGAGCAUCCUCAUGUCCCUCCCCCUCACCGCCAGGUGGGAGUACAUGCAUGAGCCUGCCAAAGGCACUCGGGAAGCUGAGAUGCUGGAUGCGUUACGAAACCCCAAGGACUGGGUGUGAACAGAGCACCCAUGGGUUUAGGUGUCAGUAUGGACAAAACAUGCAGGGAACCGUCUUUGUUGUAUUUUAUAAUGCUGAGCUGUUUGACCAGCUUGGCAACAUUUAAAUCUGCUUUUAUAUCAACUGACGUCAUCUGAAGACUAUUUUCUAUUUCCUUUUGUCAAACGUUAAACUUAAUCCCAAAUUCUGACGCAAUGAUGAGAAACCGUGCUGUCGAACUCCGUUCAUGAGCUUUGUGCCAUUGGUUACUGCCUGACAAAGUAAAGCAAAUAAUGUGACUUAAGAGGUGACCUCCUUUCAGGUCAUCUUACCCUUCCAUUGUGCUCCUCUUAACAGGUGUUUGUGUGCGCUUUUGGGGUCUCCCCCCCCAUGCCUGUGCUAAAUGUGGCUUGCUCUUCUUGAAACUGUCAGUUCUUCUGUAACCCUGAAAGGGGGCAAACUGAGCCACUGUGUCAACUUUGCUAUCUAAUGUUAAUAAAGGCUAGUUUCAAUGUC